GUAGCCCCCACAUUCCAUAAAUCGCUCACGCGCGGGGCCGGGGGAGACCGCCCCACGCCAAAAUGGCGGCGCCCAUGUUGGGUGCGUUUCUUCGCUUCCAGUUUGGGCCCGUGUGGGGGUCUGGGCUUUAGUCAUGAACCUCCUCCAGACUCUCCGGCUUUGGGACCAUGUACCGAACUCAAUAAAGAUUAAUCUUUCUCCGCUUAAUUCAUUUACGGUCAUAAUCUGGUACAAGGAGCUUGAGAAGUAGAGAUUUUAAGGAAGUGCUUGGUGGUCGCCACGCCCUUGUCAACUCUUGGAAUCUAGGAUCGCUUUGCCGCCUGAGCAGUAAAUUAGGGUAGUAUUUAGUUUCACAAUGUUUGGGGACCUGUUUGAAGAGGAUUAUUCCAAUGUGUCAGAUAAUCAGUAUGGAAAAGGGAAGAAAUUAAAGACUAAACCUCUGGAGCCACCUGCUCCUAGAAAAUUCACCAACUUAAGUGGAAUCAGAAAUCAGGGUGGAACCUGUUACCUCAAUUCCCUUCUUCAAACUCUUCAUUUUACACCCGAAUUCAGAGAAGCUUUAUUUUCUCUUGGCCCGGAAGAACUUGGUUCAUUAGAGGAUAAGGAUAAACCUGAUGCAAAGGUUCGAAUCAUACCUUUACAGUUACAACGGUUGUUUGCCCAGCUUCUGCUCUUAGACCAGGAAGCUGCGUCCACCGUAGACCUCACGGACAGCUUCGGGUGGACCGGCCAUGAGGAAAUGAGGCAACAUGAUGUGCAGGAACUGAAUCGAAUUCUCUUUAGUGCUUUGGAAACUUCCUUAGUUGGAACCUCCGGCCAUGACCUCAUCAGUCGUCUCUAUCAUGGAACCAUUGUUAACCAGAUUGUUUGUAAAGAAUGUAAGAAUGUCAGUGAAAAGCAGGAAGACUUCUUAGAUCUAACUGUAGCGGUAAAAAAUGUAUCAGGUUUGGAAGACGCCCUCUGGAGCAUGUAUGUAGAAGAGGAAGUCUUUGACUGUGACAACUUAUACCGGUGUGGAGCGUGCAGCGGGCUGGUGAGAGCAGUAAAGUCAGCCAAAUUGCGAAAGCUGCCGCCCUUUCUUACUGUUUCUUUAUUAAGAUUUAAUUUUGAUUUUGUGAAGUGUGAACGAUACAAAGAAACUAGCUGUUACACGUUUCCUCUCCGGAUCAAUCUCAAGCCUUUUUGUGAACAGAGUGAAUUGGAUGACUUGGAGUAUAUGUAUGAUCUCUUCUCAGUUAUUAUACAUAAAGGUGGUUGCUAUGGAGGACAUUAUCAUGUGUAUAUUAAAGAUGUCGAUCAUUUGGGAAAUUGGCAGUUUCAACAAGAAGAAAUUAAGCCAGAUGUGAAUUUGAAAGAUCUUCAAAAGGAAGAAGAGAGUGAUGAUCCAUUGAUGAUUGUAAAAGCAAUCUUAUUACAGGAGGAGGGUAAUGGAAUUCCUGUGGAUCAGCUGGGCCAGAGACUCUUGAAAAAGAUAGGAAUAUCUUGGAACAAAAAGUACAGAAAACAGUAUGGACCCCUGCGAAAGUUCUUACAGCUUCAUUCUCAGAUAUUUCUACUCAGUUCAGAUGAAAGUAUGGUUAGUCUAUUGAAGAACUGUUCUCUUCAGGCUGAGUCUGAUUUCCAAAAAGAUGAUCAACAAAUUUUCAAGAUACUUACUCCAGAAUCCCCAGGACUUAAUAAUAGCACCUCCUGUCCCCACUGGUUUGAUAUAAAUGAUUCCAAAGUCCAACCAAUCAAGGAAAAGGAUAUUGAGCAGCAAUUUCAGGGUAAAGAAAGUGCCUACAUGUUGUUUUAUCGGAAAUCCCAGAUGCAGAGACCCCCUGAAGCUCAGGCUAAUCCAAGAUACAGGGUUCCGUGUCAUUUGCUGAAUGAAAUGGAUGCAGCCAACAUGGAACUGCAAGCAAAAAGGGCAGAAUGUGAUUCUACAAACAAUAAUUUUGAAUUACAUCUCCACCUGGGCCCUCAAUAUCAUUUCUUCAAUGGGGCUCUGCACCCAAUAGUCUCUCAGACAGAGAGCAUGUGGAAUUUGACCUUCGAUAAAAGAAAAACUUUAGGAGAUCUUCGACAAUCCAUAUUUCAGCUGUUAGAAUUUUGGGAAGGAGAUAUGGUUCUUAGUGUGGCAAAGUUUGUACCAGCGGGACUUCACAUUUACCAGACACUUGAUGGAGAUGACCUGGCAUUGUGUGAAAUUGAAAUUACUGAUGGGGAAGACAUCUUUGUAUGGAAUGGGAUGGAGGUUGGAGGAAUCCAGAUUCCAACUGGUAGUGACUGUGAACCUCUGCUUCUGAAUGUUCUUCACAUGGCAACAGGCAGUGAAGGAGACAAGUGUCAGCACUUGGUAGAAUCCCCACAUGUCUUCCCGUCUAAUGCGCAAGUGAGCACGGUGUUCACAGCCUUAGCUCUCCCAGGAGGUGUCAUCUUGAUCAGCAGUGCUGAGUCUGCAGGUGAGGACAGCUGGACUGCCAUUCCCAGGGGAGACUUGAAGAAGACAUUCAGAGAGCAAGGUCUCAGAAACGGAAGCUCACUUUUAAUCCAGGAUCCUAGAAAUGGGGAUAACAGUUUAUUGACCAGACAAGGGAAGUGGAUCACUAGUAUGAAUGAGAUUGACUGGCUCCAAGUUAAAAAUUUGUGUGAAUUAGAAUCUGAAGAGAAGCAAGUUAAAAUAUCGGCAACUCUUAACACAGUGGUCUUUGAUAUUCGAAUUAAAGCCAUAAAGGAAUUAAAGUUAAUGAAGGAACUAGCUGAGAAUAGCUGUUUAAGACCUAUUGAUAGAAAUGGGAAGCUUCUUUGUCCAGUGCCAGACAGUUAUACUUUGAAGGAAGCAGAGCUGAAAAUGGGGAGUUCCUUGGGACUCUGCUUUGGGAAGGCACCAACUUCUUCUCAGCUGUUCCUGUUUUUUGCUGUGGGAAGUGAUGUUCAGCCUGGGACAGAGAUGGAGAUUAUAGUAGAAGAAACAAUAUCUGUGAAAGAGUGUUUAACGAUAAUGCUGGAGAAAUCUGGCCUACCAGGCGACACAUGGCAUUUACGAAAAAUGGAUUGGUGCUAUGAAGCGGGGGAGGCUUUAUGUGAAGAAGAUGCAACCCUGAAAGAGCUUAUGAUAUGUUCUGGAGAUACUUUGCUUUUAAUUGAAGGAAAACUUCCUCCACUGGGUUUCCUGGAGGUGCCCGUCUGGUGGUACCAGCCUCGGGGGGUGAGUCACGGAAAGAGUCAUCAGGACCGGGUGAACUGCACCCCUUCUCAAGGUGGGGUCUGGAGAGCCGCCAGCCAAGGUGCUCCAGGUGACGUGCACACCGAAGCUGCCCUCCACUACUUGGGAGACGUUGAAAUCUCAGAAGAUGCCACCUUGGUGGAGCUGAAAUCUCAGGCCAUGGCCUUGCCCUCCUUCUCGGAGCCCAGCAUCCCAUCCCCAGGCUUCCUCAGAGCGUGGACAGUGGAAGGUCAGCGCCCCGGCAGGCUUUUACGGACUGACCUGCAGCAGCUCAGGGAAUAUAAACUGGGAAGGAGAACUGAGAUCUGCUUAGAGCCCCUUCAGAGAGAAGAACACUUGGGGCCCCAGGAUGUGCUGCUGAGGACACAGAUGCGCCUCCCUGGCAAGAGGGCAUAUGGCCCGUCCCUCGACUUCGUGUGGGACGCCACCCGGGGCUGGACUGCCAGCUCCCUGAGGCAGCGUGUGGCCGAGUUCUAUUCUCUUCCCGUGGAGAGGAUUGAAAUCGCCAAAUAUUUCCCUGAGAAGUUUGAGUGGCUUCCAAUAUCUCGCUGGAACCAGCAACUUACCAAGAGGAAAAAAAAGAAAAAGCAAGAUAAUUUGCAGGGGGCACCUUACUACUUGAAGGAUGGAGAUACUAUUGGUAUUAAGAAUCUCCUGGUUGAAGAGGAUGAUGAUUUCAGUACAGCCAGAGACGACAUUGGGAAAGAAAAGCAGAAACAGCUCGCUCUGAGCAAAAAGAAAAGCCGAGAAGCCCUUAGUGCGCAGAGCAGCGACGUCCUCCCGGGUGCAGACACACCUCCCCGGCCUCGCGGGCCAGAGGCCUCUCUUUCCAUCCACGUCGGAAGUUUCAGAUAGCGUGGGCAGCUGCUGGCGUCCCUGUGCGCAGGGCUCCCAAGGUGGUGCACGUCCUGAAGCAGCUGACGUCCCGGGGCCUGGUGGGGCCAGGGGGCCAGUGGGAGCAGGGACUCUGCACUCCUGCUGCAGUGUGCGCCGUGGUUCCAUGAGAGCAGGUCUGUUGGGUUUCCUGCCAGUGGACUCCAAAUCCUCGGCUUCCUCACGAGCAGAGGGCCAUUUUCUUCUCAGGCCAGGCAGAUGGCACGUUAUCACUCGGCUUCACAGCAGCUCCCCCUGGGGCUUGCACACACUUGCAGGUGUCUGGCAGGUGCCAAUCAGAUUUUGCCCACAUUUGACCCCAGCCUCUGUUUUUAUAAGAUUUACUUGUUUUGUAUUAACUGCAGGCGUAGACAAGUGGCACAUUGCUAACCUCUCACAAAUCUGCCAGUUAAAAUGCACACGUCCAUUCUCUGCUCUUGCAUUGUUCACAUGACUUUUGGUAUCUGCACCGGAUGAGGGUCGGACAGCCCAUCUCACACUGGUGGACUGGCUGGGCUUCUGCUGUGACGGAAUGGGCCGUGCCCCGCACAGCACAUCUCGCCUCCGUCUGAGUUAGAACUGAAUCUAAGGUGUUAGCUCUCUUUCCAGAAGGACGACACAGAUGGGACAUCCUCUAAGUUAGCAUCUGCUGCUCAAUGGGGGAGCCCCGGUGUGGCUGUCGGUGGCUGCUCAGUACCUCUAAGGUAUCACCUGACCUGUGGGGAGGUGGGGUGCUCCAGAACAUUCUGAGGUGCUGCUGUCUGCAGACGCCAGAGCCCCUCAUCUGGAAGCCUGGCAGGGAGGCCAAGUCAUGGCAGACAGGCCUGGCGCAGCUUUGUUGACAGUUGAGAGUAGCCUUGCCUAAAACAGGAGGAAAAGGAAAUGUGGAGUAAAGGUCUUCUCUAGCUCAGCGUGGCUCUGUCGGAUUUCAGAGACUGAAUUGGCACUAAAGACAAUACAGCAUCUGUGUCAGUGAACCAGCUGGUUAGGACGCUAGUUCACUUUCUCAGACUCUAACCUAGCUGAAGGCAGGGUUCCUGAGAAGAGAGAAUAAAUUCUUCACUUUCUUACCUCAAAUGAGAUGCUUGCUAAUACGGCUACCAUCUUAAUUCCGCACAAUUCCUCACAAGCCCUUUCUUUUCCCACUGAUGGUGAAACAGCACUCAAGUGUUAGGAAGGAAAGAAGGCGCAGGUGCGGACGAGCGUGUCCGAGUGGCCCCACGCCUCUCCCCCCUCCUCUGCUCCCCUCCUGCACAUCCAAACCUCCCUUAGAAACUUGAAUCUCUUCUGUGUGUGUGUCUGUCUGUCGGGUCCCAAAUGAGGUGUUCGUGUGCAUUGUGAAGCAGUUGUUCUGUAGGAAGUUGGACGGUGGUGCCUGCUCUCAGGCUCGGAAACACUAAGUCCGUCUCAGGACGCUCACAUGGCGGCUCCGACAUCCUCGCAGCUGCCCCCCACUUGCUCUGAGCCCCAAACCAUGAACAUGGGGCUGACUGGCGGGACGCUCAGCCCUUCCGUGCGGCUCCUCUCCUCUGUCCCUGUCCUGUAGCUGACACGCCUUGCUGUGUGCCCCGUCCUUUCGUUUUUAGGUCAUAAAGUGUUGGUGUAAACACUGGAAAGCUUUUGUGAGAUGCCAAAGGCCUCCGUGGCGCUACAAGACAGCAGGUGCCUCGUGGGGCCCUGCGGCCCUUGGGAGGGUCUCUGCUCAUAGGCCUCCUGCCUUCCAUCUGUCCACUAAUUCAGGGGUGCCAUGGGGCUCCAGGGAGAGAGCUGUAAGAUUCUGUUAAGGAAAAAAUAAACCAUCACAGCUGUA
Manis javanica (Malayan pangolin) is the source of this 5891-nucleotide messenger RNA. It is a transcript of the gene USP40, whose product is annotated as ubiquitin specific peptidase 40. Gene Ontology annotation, molecular function: cysteine-type deubiquitinase activity. Gene Ontology annotation, cellular component: cytosol; nucleus. Gene Ontology annotation, biological process: protein deubiquitination. Lineage: Eukaryota; Metazoa; Chordata; Mammalia; Pholidota; Manidae. The record is from RefSeq and is a predicted model, not a curated record.